AUGCAGAAAACUCAACCUGUGAAGGUUCCAGUGAAUAUUGUGGAAUAUAAGGGCGAUCAUGUGGGUUCUUUUGUUGCAAAAGCUGGGAGGAGGAUGGUCGAUAUCUGCAAGGAAGCUGCAAACAGGAUGAAACUUGGCAACGAGGAUGUUGUCAAAGCGGAAGUUUUGCGGAAUGGAACGCUUGUGGAAGUGAAACCGACUGUUAAGGUAUCUGCUAACGAAGAGUUGACUAUCACUUUGGAUAUACUUGGCCGUGUAAGUUUAUUUUCAGAGGAUUUCAGGUGUAAGAUAAGGUUUUUGUUGAAAGUUUGUGAUAAAUGGAAAAUUAUAUUGUUUUACGUGUUUGAUAGGUUGAUUUCAACUAUAGAAUUGAAUCUUUUUGUGUUUUAGAAUUUACUUUGUGUGUUGUAACUUAUUGGUAAUGUUGUGUAAUUAUAGCGAAAGAUGGACCCGCUGACAGAAUCAGUAAUGUUCUCUGCAAAUAGCAAAGCAUUGGCUGCGUUCGUUGCUGACUACACAUCGGAUCAUACGUUUUUCUUUCUUUUGUGUUUGUUUCUGAUGCUGUUUUAGGUAAUUUUUCUGAACUUUUCUUAAAAACAAGUCUAUUUUUGUUGGUUUAGCUAAUGUUUUACCUAAAUGUCACUUUUUGAGCUUGUUUUGUGUCAGAAUAUCGCCUUGUGUAACAUAAUAAGGUCAUUUGCGAAACGGUAAGGUAAUAUUUUUGUGUUUAGAGUUGAAAAAAGAAGUUUGCAAGUUGGAAGAGAAGUAUCUUUUUGGUGGCCAAUUCCGCGAGCUCAGCGCCUAUAGACGGCUUUCAAAUGAUCUUGUGGAUACCAUCACCCGAACUCUUCAGGAUUGUAUUGUGAUUAUUGAGAAAGCCAAUAUUCCUUCAGGUGCGAGCGUCAAUCGACUUACUGAAAAAGAUAUUGAUGUAGAAGGUGAAAAUAUUCAAAAGGCCGGGGACAACAAUGCCAAAGCUGCCGAAGAGGAAGAUUUACCAGAAGAAGAUGUUGAGAUAGAGUGGCACCCGGUGUAAGUUUAUUGAUUAAUAUUUGCUGUAUUGAAGGAGCUUUUGCGGUCUUAUUGUUAAUAUUGCUUAUAGAGAAGUAAGGAGAUUGAUAAACAAUGAAAACGAUACCAUUUUUGUUGAUAAUCAGAUCCAAAAAGCGAGCGAAUGUUGGCUGAAGGCUAACAAGAAGUGA
This is a messenger RNA of Bursaphelenchus okinawaensis, 1202 nucleotides long. The record is from the annotation of a GenBank genome assembly. NCBI's taxonomy places the organism in Eukaryota, Metazoa, Nematoda, Chromadorea, Rhabditida, Aphelenchoididae.